This is a messenger RNA of Micromonas pusilla CCMP1545, 2640 nucleotides long. RefSeq lists its product as uncharacterized. Lineage: Eukaryota; Viridiplantae; Chlorophyta; Mamiellophyceae; Mamiellales; Mamiellaceae. Gene Ontology annotation, molecular function: oxidoreductase activity. The transcript is spliced from 4 exons. The record is from RefSeq and is a predicted model, not a curated record. Gene Ontology annotation, cellular component: plasma membrane. The coding region runs from base 43 to 2640 and encodes 865 amino acids.
ACACACAUUCCGACUUGGACGUCUUCUUCCUUGAUCGCCGCCAUGGCUCGUCACGCGAACGCCGGCGUCGACGUCGUCGUCGAGCGGGACGACGUCGAUCGGAACCCGCGCCCCGGCGCGGUCUCCGACGCGCGCGCGCAGCGAUCGUACAUUCGCAAGAAGUUUGACCUCUCUCAAAAUCCCGGCCGCAAGCCCGGCAUCCUCACGUCCGCGCUCGCGAACGCGCACUCGGAGAGACAGAUGAUCUUCUUCUUCCUCUUGCACUUCGUCGCGACGAUGAUCGUGUGGCAGCACCACAUGUAUUUCAAGUUCCGUCAGCGAGCGGCCGUCGUCCCCGAGGGCGCGAACCUCUACUGGUGGAAGCGCCUCGUCCCUCCGGUCGAGUUCGGCACGAUGCACGCCAUGCUGUUACAGCUGGCGCUCAUACCGAUGACGAUGGCGCGGCACACGAUCGCGACGUUGUCCGCGACCACACGAAUGCACAUUCACCUCGGAUACGUCAUGGUGUUGUUCGUGUUCUUGAGCACCGUGCUCUUCUUCGUGUUUUUCGGUCAAGGGUGCGUGGACCAGCGAAGCGGCAAAGAGCCGCUCGUGAAGGGCAAAGAGUCGUUCUGCGACUCCAUGAAAUCGGAGAUCAUGCUCACGGGCUACGGCCUCUUCGCCGCGUUCGGAAUCAUGGGCGUGACGAGCUACUUGAGAGACAAGAUGAAGUACGAGCUGUUCUACGCGAUUCAUCACGUCUUCCUCGCGUUGUACGCCAUCGCCGUCGCGCACACAAUCGACAACAUGGCGCGCCGAGGUCAGGACCGGUCGCAAAACUUUAAGUGGUUCGCGGGGACGUUGACGUGGUACAUCGCGGAUAGGGUGUUCAUGUGGACGCAGAUCAAGCGAAUGAAGGUGGUGGAGUGGCGAGCGAAGAGCACCGUGAGCCUCGCGCGAGAGCACCCCGCGGGCGACGGCGCGGCGAGAUCGAAAUCGGCCGCCGCCGCCGAUUCGAAUUUCGACUUCGACGUCGUGUCGCACUGCAUCGGGACGUCGCGCGAGGACGACGGCAAGAUGAUCCACCUUCGCGUGCGACGACCCCCGGAGUGGACGUUUCGCGCGGGCCAGUACGCGUACCUAAAGAUACCGGAGAUCGACCUCUCGUGGCACCCGUUUUCCAUCGCGAGCGCGCCCAACGAAGACACGCUGGACUUUUACAUCGAGGUGGCGCACAGGACGAAGGACUGCUGGACGGAGCGGCUAUGGAACCUCGCGCACGCGGACCCGAAGUGCGAGCGGACGCGCGAGGGCGGGAUCCUCGUGCAAGGCCCGUACGGCGCCGCGGCGAGGCACUUCUCCGAGUACGAAAAAGUCGUCGGCAUCGGAGCCGGAUUCGGCGUCGUGCCGAUGAUGAGCCUCAUGAAGCAUCACUACCUCGAGCUGUUCGCGAUGGACCGCGCGCAUCACGAGAGACGACUCGCGGCGCUCGCGAACAAGUGCAGAGAGCUGUACUACGCGACGGAUCGCGCGCACGUCACGUUGUGGCGGAUGUUUUCGCGGUGCCUCCCGAGCUUCACGCGGAACCCGCGCGGAGAAGAGGAACUCGAGAAGAAGCGCGCGACGCGUCACAACUCGCGCGCGGUGGCGUAUCUGAUCCCGCCUCUGCUCGAUUUCACCGCCGCGCUGCUCGCGGUGUCGUGGAGCGAGUUGGACAGGAACCGCGCGGCGAUCACGCCGGCGAUGUCCACCGUCUUGAUGACCCUGACCGCGGUGUGCAUCUCUCUCCACGCGCUGUACUGGUUCGCGAACGUCUCGUAUCGAUCGAAGUGGUUCUACGCGGACGUGAUCGUGAUCGCCGUCGGAUGGUUCGUCUGGAGCGAGUGGCGUCGACUAGACGCGUUCGGGCGUUUCGACGACAUGAACCGAAACGCGUUCGUCGCGCUCUCCGUGUAUCGCUUCCUCAGGCUCUGGGUGCACGGCGCGCUCUUCACGGCGGAUCCCGCGACGAGGGACUUGCGCACGCGCGCCAUUCGAGCGAUCGGAGGAUCGAGCGCGGUCCUUCCCUCUCGGCUGGAGACGGUUUUCGUGACGCGCAGGCGCGUUCCGAGCGCACGUUUUUCACCCGCCGCGCUGCUCGCUUUCAACAUUACAUUCGAUCGCGUGGGUCCCUCCCUUUCGACUGACCGACGAACGAACUUUCUUCGCGACCGACGCGCACUUCACCGCAGCGCUCCCUUCGCGAUGAUGGUGUGGGACGACCUCGAAAAGUGGUGGUUCACGCUCGAGCGGAAGAUAGGCGCGAAGUCCGCGGAAAAGUUCGCCGGCGUCCGCGUGUUUUGCACGGACCGCGACCCCAAGGCGGUGAAACUCCUCGUGGACUACGCCGCCGGCACGAGACUCGCGGAGACGGGAGCGCUCGUCACCGAGAGACCUCACUUUGAAAAGCUCUUCGUGGACUCCGCGACGCGCGGCGACGAUCGCGCGGCGCUCGUCGGCCUCGGGGCGGUGGCCACGCGAACGCUCGUGACGUAUUGCGGCGGCCGCGACUUGGGGAAGAAGAUCGACCGCGGCCGCAUCAAGGUGUUGAAAAGCGUCGACCCGGACGAGGAUCACGCGAUCGGCGUUCGCGUGCACUCCGACCUCCAGGUGAUCAAUUGA